ACUGCAAAAUUACAGCUUUUCGUCUAAAGCACUAUUCAUUAUCCACUAGUUUGUCGCUGGUGUAUCGAUUUUUGGCCAGCAGUGGGAGCAUCCGUCGAGGAAGAGAUCGUGUUCGACAGGACUGCGGAAUAUCCCUUUGAGGUUUUUUUUGGCACGUCGACACACAAACAGCCACCCUGUAGAGCUGCACAUGUACCCAGAAAAUGUGUGAGAGAGCAUAUGAGAUGUGGGUGUACAUGAGCCACGUCGGUGUGAAUGGAGGAGGUGGUGGAAUUCACUGCAUAAAGCUGAAAAGAGUGUCGUAGUUCUGGGCUCAAUGCUCUUGACUUUGAGGGCUUGCGGCCGGGCUAUGACUCAGUGCAUCUACAUCACAAAGCAGCACUUUGCAGGUCAGAGGCUUGUACUUUUUGUGCUGGUGUAUUUGCACGUGUGUGUACAUAGAGCUGGAGUAGGGCGCCCUUUUGAAUUAUUUCCACAUCACCAUUCCACAGAGUGAUCAAUCAGACUUUUAGACAUCAAUCAAUAUCAAUAAUAUCAAACCUUUCUUGUGUCCAGAUGCUGUAUAUUCAGAUUAUGUCUUAAUAGUUGUGACUGUUAGAAUGUGUCUCAAACUUGUAAUUGAUUUGUGAUCAGAUCAGUGAUCUUGGCCACACAGCUACUGUAGUGAAACGUAUUGCAGUAAUUAUUGAAUACCUUACUUGAAAAACUUGUCUGAGUUGUUUGUCAUAUAAGUCACUUAUUGAUUGAUUGACAAGUGACUAGGUAGCACUUCAUCACAGUCAGUGGCCCAUUUUAGGUGAUGAUAGACUACUGACGCACACGCUGUCUACUGCGUAUACAUAGUCGCAUGCCAACGUCAGGGUGUUUUAUACUGUGGUGUGCAUUCACACCACAGUAUAAAUAUAGCUGUCCUUUUGGAUUGGAUCACUCAAGACACAUAUUCAAUCAAUCAGCCAAUUUUAUUUGUCACAUGAAAUUGUAGCGGUACAAAUCUAGUUAUAUGUAAUCCCAUCAGCUCCUUCAACUUGUGCAUGAUUAAUCAUAAAGCAGAUUAUUAUUAUUUGUAAUUGUAUUGUUCCCAGCCACUGUAUCAGACAUCCCUGAUUAAAACGAGCACCCUGAUAGUGCUGAUAAAGUGUCUUAACCAGACGUUUUCCAGCAGAUGCCUGUUGUAAAUGUACUUGUUUGAGUCUUCACAGAAAAAACAGAGCCAAAUGUAUUCCUGCUGGUUCUAGUUUAUUUCCUGGAACAAUGGUUGCUACUUUUAAUUGGCUUGUGAGCCCUUAAGAUACUUGACACCCUUUGCCUUUGAGUGAACAAAGGAGGGAUUUUCCCUUAAUUUCAAGACUUUGUUGCCUGGAUAGGUGAAAGUAUCUUGUAUUUAUCAAGAAAAAAAGUCAGAAAAAAUAGAAUGUUGUCUUACAAGUAUAUAUUUUAGCAAUGGUAGCGGUGGUGCUCUAAUGGUCCACACUGAAAUAUCUCAAAACUAUUGGAUGGAUAACCAUGAAAUGUGGUUAAGACAAUAAUGUUGCAGAGGAUAAACUUGAUUUGAACUUUGAAUCCCUAAUGACUAGCAUGACUACUACACAAGUUUAUUGACUGCAGAUUAUUUGCAUUAAAAUGUACAGUUAAUGGUCUCAUGUGUCCCAACAUUGCUAAUGGUGUUUGUAAGGACAUAUGCGUGAUUGCAGUGUAUGUGCACACUGCCUGCAGAAGUAAACAGGUGUCACUCUGUCCAAACUGGUGUGUAUUUCAGGAGGGUUGAGGUGGGCCAGUUGGUUGCCAGGAAACAAAGUUUGGGUAUUACUCAUGUUACACAGAUCUCUGUGUCUCCUGUCUUUCUCUCUGUGUCCAAGCCAGGAGCCAUACUGUAAGCAACUAUUGGAUACCCCUUUGAGGACUUACAGAAGAUAUUUUUAUUGAAACUGUUUUGGUCACACUGUAUUCUUCUCCAAACGGCAAAGUGUUCAGCUGUCAGUUGCAGGUGUUGGCGCUCUGUGGCUGUCAGGAUGCAACAGUUGGUGUUGAAGGUCCUCUGCUCCACACUGCUGCUUCUAGCAGUGGUGCCCUCUGUGUACCCACAAUCAGAUUGUUCCCAAGCUGAGUCAUGUGACCUGUGCGUUGGCGAGUCCAUGCUCAACCUGACAGACUGUGUCUGGAGGCUUUGUCCAGAUGGUAAUGAUACAGGCAUGUGUGUGACUGAUGAGGGCAACUCGGCAGACAAUGGCAUGAACUGUAGCUGGACUAAAGUGUCUGAAUUGUGCACAGUUGUAGAGACGGUAGCUGAGGGAGGAGGUGAAGGUGACUCAGGUGAUCAAAGUAACACCAACUCUGAGUUCUCCCAGGCCAAGUUUGACAUGUCCAGUUUCAUCGGAGGCAUCAUACUGGUGCUGUGUGUGCAGGCAGGCGGCUUCUUCGCCAUGCGCUUCCUCAAAUCCAAAGAGCAGAGCAGCUAUGACCCCAUAGAGCAACCACAGUGAAGACAUGAUUUAUGAAGGACAAACAGGCAAGGAUUGAGGACAUCAGAGCAGUGACUCAUCGAGGUCUGACGACAGUGAUUUUUUUUUUUUUUCUGAGCCCCUGUCAUUUUUGGUUUUGUCCCCAUGUGUACCUCUAGGGGAUAGGUGUGUUUAUAGGACGAUAUUUUUCUCAGAAUACCGCAUUGUGUAACAAGUGUCUGUGCACUGUGUUUGUAUUGUAUUUAUAGUCCAGAGACAUUUGGGCUGUUGGUAUUCCUACAACCUGACAAAUGAGAAACAAAAAGGCUCAGAUUUUCCCAGCACUUUCAGCAAUUCAUCUUUGUGACCAAACCCACCAUACAUUUUCACCAAUGCAACGUGUUAAGUGUUUGUCCUACAAACAACAAGCAACUAGCUGUAUCAAAUCACCUGUUUUAACUGUGUAAAUAGUACAGUGCGGUUAUGGGGAAAGAUAAUCCCAAUGUAGACAGUAGGUCAGACAAGGUCAUAACAGGCAUUUAAAUAUUUUUCAAGAACCCUAAAAUAGACCAAAAUGAGACUCUUGAUUUUGCCCAUCAUUUCAGAGGACGUCUGUGUUUUUAAUGAGGAGCUGCAUAACUUUCUAGUGUUUUAUUGGAACCAACUAUUUAAAUAUUUAUGUAUGUUAUAUCUUUUUAUUUACUUGCAGUGAGUAAAAUGAUUUAGCUGGAGACCCUAAGGAGCCAUCUCAACAACUCCUGGAGGUCCCUAUAGACCCCACUUUUGGGAACAUUAAGCUUUAUAAUCUUAGCAAUAGUCAUUUAAAUUUCAUGCCUACUUACAAUAUGGUUUUAGCACCACUCCUCUGAUUUGUGUGUUUUUGUUUUGACUUGUUCAGUCUUUUUUUAUAAAUUAAUUUUCAUUGAGGAGAUUUCUGUUUGACUGCUCAUAAUUAUAUUAUAUACAUACAAGCUUUAACCCUUUAAUACCAGUUCAAAGAUAUGUGAUGUGGCCCUGUUUACUCGUGGUAAUGCUGGUUACGUUGAUAUGAACUGUUUUUUUGUGAUACCAUUAAAAUUAAAAAUGCUUAAAAAGGCUGGC
This is a messenger RNA of Perca fluviatilis (European perch), 3539 nucleotides long. It is a transcript of the gene cd164l2, whose product is annotated as CD164 sialomucin-like 2. The transcript has 7 exons. Gene Ontology annotation, cellular component: cytoplasmic vesicle. The record is from RefSeq and is a predicted model, not a curated record. Bases 2010 to 2480 code for a protein of 156 amino acids. Lineage: Eukaryota; Metazoa; Chordata; Actinopteri; Perciformes; Percidae.